Molecule: messenger RNA, 3484 nt
Organism: Asterias rubens (European starfish)
Lineage: Eukaryota; Metazoa; Echinodermata; Asteroidea; Forcipulatida; Asteriidae
Product: tetratricopeptide repeat protein 22-like
Exons: 2
Coding region: 81-2660 (859 amino acids)
Biological process (GO): signal transduction
Molecular function (GO): protein binding
Source: RefSeq, a predicted model, not a curated record
UCAGCCUACGCCACCGAGUCUUUCUGUGCCCCCGUUCUCUGUAUUUUGUGAGCUACGUAUAUCCAUACAACGUUCAUAGAAUGGCUGCGUCCACCAUGUCAAGGGCAUCGUCGUUUGGUCAUUAUCUUCUUCCUUUGACGAUGAACAAAGGUCAUAUCAAUGCCAAACAAGCCGAGUAUCACAUCGAAGUGAAAACAAAGUACCUUAACAUUAAGAAACAUCGACCAGAGAGGCAUGCCCUCAGAAACCUCCUUGGAAUACUUCAUUUCCGGCUGGGUAAGUUUAAUGAAUCGUUGAACUUCUUUGACAAGAUAUUGUCUGACGGGGAAGACCCCAAGAAUUUGAACGCGCUGGCAAAUCGAAAGUACAUCUGCGAUAAGUUAUACAGAAUUCCAGAGUCCCGAGACUGUGAAAAGAAGAUGUCCGAAUUGCUACCUGACGACUACCAGAAUGAAGGUGGGGAAAGCCGACUUCGUCGAGCGCGUAGUAUUGCUGAACAAGCCUUCGCCUAUUCGUUUGAUGUUUACGAUUGGUCAGUGACGACGGAAAGAUACCGAACCUCGGUGAAGCUUUACGAUGAAGCAUUUGAACUUGCAGGAGACUCAUUGGCUCAAGAUGAGAGGGAAGAUUGGAUGACAAGUAAGGGUAUGGCUUGUCAUAAGAUCUUCAAUAAAGUCAAAUGGGACAAGUCACUGAAGGAAGAAGCUCAAACUUGGCUUGGGAAAAUGGCUAAUAUAUUUAUUCAGAUUGUACAAGAAACGGAUGAUAAUAGCUUGGCAAGCGAAGGCUGGCGACAGUUGGGGGAGAUCUUUCAACAGGCAAAGUCACGUUAUUUUAAUCCAAUACAAGUCCCGGAUUCCUUGAAAAAAUAUUUAUCGACGCCAGGUAACUGUUUUAAGAGAGCUCUCCAUUACACACCGAACGAUCCCAGACUUUUGGCUAGAUUCGCCAAUUUCUUGAGAAAGAUCCGUAACAAAGAGGAAGCAUUGGAGACAGUAAGCCAAUCAAUCAAACUGGACGAAUCUGUGUUUAACUAUUUUGCAUACUCAGUUCGUGGACAAAUCUUCCUUCAGGAUUAUGAAAAACAGAAACGUAUGAGUGCACUCGAAAAUGCUCGAAAUGACUUUGAGAAAGCGUCGAAAAUUCAAUCGUCGCCCAUGGACUUGGAAAACUUAGCCCAGGUGUAUUACCACAUGGCAACCGAUUGCCAUGGAAUUGUAGAAGCGGGACUUCGUGAUGAACAGACGUACCACCAAAAAGCCCUCACUACUUGUGCUAGGGCUGCUGCCUGCCAGGACGGCGAACAACGUUCCCUUGUUCAUAAGAUUCGUGGUCUGUGUCUUCGUGCUUUAGGUGAACACCAGCAUGCAUUGAGAAGUUUCAAGCGCGCCGUCGAAUGUGAACUUUCUUAUAAUUGGUUCUCAGAUUCUGGAAAAUGCCUCAUUUCAGAAUACGCCAGUGUUUUGAAGGACAUGACUGGUGGCAAAUCCUCAUGUUCUCAGACACUGUUUGCUGACAUGGUCUACUGGCUGCACAAGGCUGCCAAAACCUAUCUCAUGAAUCCUCACAGGAUAGGUUCAUUGGACGUACAAAGCCAUCUUGCUCCCAACUGGGAAAACUUUGUAAAGUAUUGCGUAGAUAACGAUAACACCAGUGAACUUGAAGACAUCCAGGAAGCGUCACUUUAUCCUGAUCAGAGAAGGCGUACAGAUGAAGAAUCACACCUUCCUACAUCAAUGUGUCCUCCGCAAAGCGUCAUCGAAGAAGCAAGUGGGACUAGUUGUUUUGUUUCUAUAGAAGACCAAAACCCUCAUGCCCCGAUUGAGGCUGCCAAAGGUACUGUGUAUCAGCCACCCCAAAAACGUCGUACACAAACAGUCGUCGGAGAAGGAAGUGUGUGUAGAGAGGUAUCUGAAGACCAUAAACCCCAUGCCAACAUAGAAGGUACCAAAGCCACUGCUUAUAAACCACCCCAUAUGCGUCGUGCACUAAGCAUCGCCAACGAAGCACGUGGGGCUACAGAGGAAACAUCUGACGACUAUCAGACGCAACUCCAAGUUGAGUCUAGCACCGAUUCCUUGUCUGCGUUAGACCUUGGUGGGAACAAGACAUCAUCCCAAGCAAAACCAGUAACAUUGACCGUGAAUCUCCAAACCGGCAAGACGCAGAUCGUUAACCUUACAUCGUCGUCUCAAAAAUGGACCUCCAAGGAUGUUUCAAAGAAACCUAUCAGAUCAGCACCUGAAAAGGCUUUGAACCACAACUUUCAAAAUGACUUCUUAGUCUUACACAGUAGCAGUGCGUCUGAGUGGGUAAUUAGAUGUCUAUUGGAGGAACUUGAGGAGAGCAAUCUAAAAGGAUGCAUCAAAGAUCGUGAUUUCAUGGUCGGCAAAACGAAGCUCGCUAACUACACAGACAGCAUAGCGAACAGCGCCUGUGUUAUUAUAGUCAUUACACAAGAUUUCGCACAUGAUGGUUGGUGCAACAGCAGUAUGCUUAUGGCAAUCGAACAAAAGAAGUUGUUGGUUCCUGUUCUAAGAGAAGGCACCAAGCUCCCUAUGUUCCUAAAUACCCUCACCCAUCUUGAUGCAACCGGAGCUGUGAACUGGGAGCUACUCAAAAGGAGCAUUGAGCAACAAAUAAGGCUGGGCGAUGCUUAAGGAGACAGUACUGUUGUGAGUUCAACACGAGACAUUAAUUGCUUUAUUAUAGACGAAUAUAGUGUGAUAAGAGGAGAGACUUUAGUACUGAGAUUUCGUUUAAUGUGGAGUAAAACCAUUGUCAGUAGGACGUUUGCUAACAAACUGUCAAAGAAUCGGUUACAAAUCUCAAAAGUUGUAAGUUCCAAAUUGAGACCUAGCCAAUAAGCAAGGAUAUUUUCAAAUUACCCUGGAAAGAUUUGUUUUCUGUAAAAAUUCCACCAAUGAAUUGUAAUCAGUUGUCGUUGCUAAUAGCUGAUCCUAGCUGAAUCAGAUGGCUUCCAGAAGGCUUGACGGGUUGCACUUUGUUUUAUUUAGUCUAAAGCUUCAACAGGCAAAAGGAUUAUGUUCAAAAAGGCGAGAACAUUACACAAUAUUCUAAAACUGGCUGUUUGAAACAGUACGACGACGCAAGCGUGUGCGUAGAUUCUGAUGGUGAAAAGUUAAACAGUGUAGUUAACAUAUGGUUUUUUUUUUACAAGGAAGGGGUUUGGUUGCUUUAACAGAUUUACGUCGAUUUAUGUGUGUUGUUUGAAUACCAUUUAGACACUGUGAUGGGUUUAUUUGAUGGUUUUACGCUUUAGUUGUGGAACCUUUUAGAUUUGUUUGUUUGGUUUUACAUAAAAUCUUAUAUUUGAUUUUCUCUUAGGUUACAGAGUUUACGAGCUCACAAUCUUUUAAAUAAAGUAAGCUUUUCUUAAGUGACUUUUUGUAACCAUUUAAGCCCGGUUCAUACUUCCUACGAAUGCGAAUGCGAUACGAAUGUUGACGUCACAAAUUCGCAA